AAACUUAAAAAGGCAAGAGCAUCAAUUACAAUUGAAAAUCUUGAGAUGGAGAGAACGAGGUUUAGAGCGAGAGGAGCGGCGACAGGGGAAGCUAGCGGCACCAGACAGCGGCAAGGGCACAGGCGUUGGAUUCCAGGAUUGGAUCACAAGAUUUCGGGGCAAGCUACGACUUUCUUCAUUUAUAAUUUCCCAGAAAACGUGGAGGCGAAAGAUCUAUGGUACAGGUUUCAGAUGUAUGGAAAAGUGGUAGAUGUUUUUGUGCCAAAGAAACGCGACAAGUGGGGGAAGAGGUUUGGCUUUCUACGUCUACUGGGAGUACAGAAUGUAAGUCAAAUGGUGAGGAGGCUGAAUGAAAUCUGGAUAGACUCAUACAAGUUGAGAGUAAAAACAACAGAGGAUAGAAGUAAAGAGAGAGUCAAAGGAACAGUUACAAGGGGUAGAACACAGCACAGAGUUGACAGAUUGGUAAAACCAGGGCAGUCAUACGCUCAGGUGGUAAAGGGGAAGGAACAGAGGACACAAAGCUUACCGACUGCUGUAGAAACACUGGGAGGAGAGGACAGAGUUUCAACUCAUCUGAAGAAAGGGACAAUCCAGACGAGGCAUCAAAACGAGAAGGAGGAAGUGGAAUCCUGUCAAAUCCUAAAACCCAAACGAAGUAGGGAGAAGGUUAGGGAAGCUGAAUCUCAGGAGGAAUGUAUGGAAUUCACACCAACACAGGAAGAGCUAAAAUGGCUUGAAGGGGGUAUGGUGGCCAUUCUGAAAUCCCUUUCAUUAAUAACCGAUAUUCAACGAAGAUUUGAUGUGGAUGGGGGGCUGAUUACUGUAUCACCAAUAGGCGGAAGAAGAGUGCUGCUAACGGAAAAAAAAACAGGGUAUUUGAUUGAGUUUAUGAAUCUCAACAAAGAGCUGUUUGAUUUGUGGUUUGAAGUCAUUAAACCAUGGGACAAGGAAGUUCAGGAACGGAGCAGAUUAGUUUGGCUUCGUAUAGCUGGAAUUCCAUUAAAGGCAUGGUCUGACAGAUGCUUUAAAAUGAUCGGAGAAUCCAUGGGCGAGGUGGUGAUGAUACAUGGUGACACAAAGAUGAAGUCAAUCUUGUGUGAAGGGAGAAUAUUAGUUAUAAGUUCUGCAGAGCAUAAGAUCGUUAAACAAGUUUCUCUGAAGGUGGAAGAGCAGAUGUAUGAAAUACAAGUGAUUGAGGAAGAAUGGCGCUCCGACCCAGACUGGUGGCUCUCAGAUGAUGAUCGGCAAAGUGAGUCGACAACGGAAUCGGAAUUCUCAUCCGAUCAAAAUGAGGAAGAUCAAGAUUUCGGUAAUGCAGAGAUUUGUUCAGAAGAUGACGUGCGCAUGGAUGAGGAGCAUUUAAUGCAUGACAGUCUUUCGAAUUCAAAUUUCAAAAGUUCAGAGGAAGGAAAGACAAGCUGGCAUGCAGAAGAAGGAGACACGGACAUAGAAGAUGGUGCGAGUGGGCCGUCCAAGACAAAUGGGCCGCUGGAGGGUAAAGAAAUUGGACUAAGGAGCAAGAGUGGGCUUAGAGGGGAAUAUAAACAAGAAGAGAUAAAGAGAAGUAAAACAAGAGGGCCCGAGGAGGUUUUUGGAAGAGAGUCAGCCACCGACCGAGAGACUGCAAUUAGGGGUUCGAGGAGGACGCGGAGAAGGAAAAUAGAAGACUGCUACCCAGAGAGCUUUGUGGAGAUCCGGGCAAAAGAGACACACAGAGAAGUCUCAAAAACAAAGCUGAGUCAGCAACAAAGAGAUGGAACUCAAUCGAGUACAAUGAGCAAGGUAAUUCCGGUUGUUAGUGAUUCCCUUUCUGAUGGAUGUAUAAUAAAUAGAAAUAGGUUGAUUCAUAGUGAGAUGGCCUUGCAUGAGGUGAGGACGAUGAUGAGCAUGGGUAAGAGAUUGGGCAUUCAAAUUCAAAAUAAUGAGGAGGAAGUGCAGUCCCGAUUGAUGGAAUUGGAGAUGAGGGAGGCUGCAGGGGAAGGCUUGGGUAGUGUAUUGAAGAGAAAGGAAGUGGGUAAACUAGUGAGAAUAGAACAACCGGAUUUCCUAUUUCUGCAAGAAACUAAGCUAGAAACAGGGGAUGAUGAUUUAUGCAGAACGAUGUGGAAUUCAAACGAGAUGGACUGGGUGAUGAAGGAGUCGAUAGGAGCUUCGGGUGGCUUGUUAUGUAUCUGGAAUAAGAAAAAUUUUGAUAAGACAAAAGUUUCUACGGGUGAUGGUUAUCUGAGAAUAACAGGGGAGUGGGGACUAGAUAAGGUGAAAUGUAAUCUAGUGAAUGUGUAUGGCCCAAAUGAUAGACAGAAAAGGUUAAAGUUGUGGGUGGAGUUAGAGCACAUGAUCAUUGAAGAGGGAGGGAGAUGGUUGCUAGCGGGAGACUUUAAUGCCGUUAGAUGUCUUGAAGAAAGAAAGGGAAGAACUGGAGAGAACCCAGAUAUGAAGAAAUUUGAUGAAUUUAUCCUGGCAGCAGGUUUAAUUGAUAUUAAAAUGGUGAAUAGGAAGUUUACUUGGUACAGGCCAGAUGGUACAGCCAUGAGCAGACUUGAUAGAUUCUUGAUGAAUGCAGAGAUGUGCAGUAUGGGCGGAAAUUGGGUGCAACAAGGCUUGAAACGUAAUAUCUCUGAUCAUUGUGCAAUCGUAUUGAAUUCAAAAACAUCUGAUUGGGGACCAAAGCCAUUUCGAGUUCUAGAUGCAUGGCAGCUUCACCCAGAUUUCAAGAAGGUAAUUGAAGAAAAGUGGAGCGAAAUGGAAGUUGAUGGAUUCGCAGGAUAUAAAUGUAAACAGAAGUUAAAAGAGCUAAAAGCUUUUUUAAAGGGUUGGAAUAAGGAGGUGUUUGGUAAUAUGGAAGCUCAGUAUGAACAAGCUGCCAAACAGAUAGAGCAAAUUGAUAUGAAGAAUGAGGAGAUUGAUCUGGACGAAUUUGAGACUAUCCAAAGACAGGAAGGUUUUCAGAAAUUGUGGGAUAUCAUAAAGAGGAGAGAAAUGAUAUGGAAACAGAAAUCAAGAAGCAAUUGGGUGCGUGCGGGAGAUGCAAACACGCGAUUCUUCCAUAGAGUAGCAAAUGGUAGAAAGGCCCAAAAUAAUAUCACAGGUCUAAUGCGUGAUGGUGUUUGGGUGGAAGAACCAGAACAGGUUAAGAAAGAGGUGUACAAUUAUUUCAGCAAGUUAUUCCAAGGAGACACAUGGAAUAGACCAAAGCCUUGCGGGGUUAGCUUCAAACAGAUUUCUACAGAGGAAAAACAAUGGCUUGAACGACCAUUCUCCAUUGAAGAAAUCGAGGAAGGGUUACGAAGCUGUGAAGGAUCUAAAGCUCCGGGACCGGACGGGUACAAUUUUAAUUUCCUUAAGUUUGCUUGGGAUAGUUUAAAGGAAGAUUUUAUGAGUUUCUUUGCAGAGUUUCACAAGAAUGGUAGAUUAGUUAGUGGGCUGAAUUCAUCUUUCCUAGCUCUAAUUCCUAAGAAGUUCAAUUCUAUGGAAUUAAAGGAUUAUAGACCCAUUAGCUUGAUUGGGUGUGUUUAUAAACUGUUAGCAAAAGUGCUGGCCAAUAGAAUUAAAGCCGUGAUGCCGGGGAUUAUCAGUGAAACGCAAUCUGCUUUCUUGAGAGGACGUCAAUUAGUCGAUGGAGUGUUAGUGUUGAAUGAGGUCGUGGAGGAAGUUAAGAGAAGGAAGCAGUCGGCUUUUGUUUUCAAGGCUGAUUUCGCAAAGGCAUAUGAUUGUGUGGAUUGGUCAUUCUUGGAAUGGAUGAUGGAUCGCAUGGGUUUUGGAAUCAAAUGGAGAGGUUGGAUUAUGGAAUGCUUGUCGACUUCUAAGAUUUCGGUUCUAGUUAAUGGAAGCCCGACGGAGGAGUUCAAGGUUGGAAAGGGAUUACGGCAAGGGGAUCCGCUAUCCCCAUUCUUGUUCUUGAUGAUUGGGGAGGGAUUAAAUGGAGUGGUUCAGAAAGCAGUGUCAGAGGGUAUGUUCCAAGGUAUAGAGAUUGGCAGGAAGGGGUUAACAGUUUCUCUACUUCAAUUCGCGGACGAUACAGUCAUUAUGGGAAAGGCUGACAUAGAGAAUAUAACCCUGGUUAAAACAAUUCUGCGAUGGUUUGAACUGAUGUCUGGGCUACAGAUUAAUUUCAGCAAGAGCUACAUUUAUGGAUAUAAUGUUCCAACAAAAUGGAUAGAAGGAUCAGCAAGUAUGUUGCGAUGUGGAGUCGGAAAAUCACCUAUUAUUUAUCUGGGAAUGCCUGUGGAUGGAAAUCCAGGGAGUAGGAAACUAUGGGAACCGGUGAUAAAAAAAUUUCGUGCUAAACUUGCUGUCUGGAAAGCUGCUUCGCUGUCCUUCGGUGGCCGCCUCACUUUGCUUAACUCGGAUUUGCGUAGGAAAAAUUGGGCUCUAUUGGGGAAAUGGUGGCAUAGAUUUGGGGUCGGGGUAGAGAGCCUAUGGAAAAGGGUACUAACAGAAAAAUAUUACGAGGGCAAUUGGAAGGAGGCGGAUAUUAAGGCUAUUGGGAACUGGAGAGUUUCUAAGCUUUGGAGAGAUAUUAUUAGAAUAGGGGGGCAGUCGAUGAGGUUACAUAAUAUGUUGGUAGAGGGAUUUAGAUGGGAAGUGGGUGAAGGAAAUCGGGUGAGUUUUUGGAGAGAGUGGUGGAUAGGGGGGAAAAACUUAAGAGAUCUUUACCCGAGAUUGUACGCACUGUCUAGGAAUAAGGAGGGUAAUAUCUGUGAAAUGGGGGUAUGGGAAGGGGAUAAAUGGUGCUGGAAUCUGGAAUGGAGGAGGGGGAGAAUAGGAAGAGAGAAGGACGAGGAGGAGGCACUGUGGGAGAAGUUGGGUAUCUUGCAAUUAAAGAAGGGUGUUGAAGAUCGUUGGAGGUGGAUUCAUGAUUCAGAUGGUAGUUAUAUGGUGAAGAAGGCUUAUGAAUUUUUGGCUCCUUCGGAGGGUAUCUUAGAGGAACAGUUGAGCAAGGUUAUUUGGUGCAGAUUAGUACCAUCCAAAGUGUCUUUCUUUGGAUGGCGUUUAUGUCUUGAUAGGCUCCCAACUAAGUGGAACAUUAGAAAGCGAGGAGUGCAUUUACAGGAAGAGGAAUUAACGUGUGUUUUGUGCCAUAACAUGAUUGAGGAGGCUAACCAUUUAUUUAGUAUGUGUAAGGAAGCAUGGAUUAUGUGGACAGAGGUGCUGCAGUGGUGGAACAUGAAGACGGUUACGCCAAAUAGCGUACGAGGAGUGGCAAACAUCUUUGUAUAUGAUUUGGGUAGGGUAGUAGGGAAGGAGAUCGGCGCUUGUAUCUUUCUAGUUGUAUCAUGGUAUUUAUGGUAUUGGAGAAAUGGUAAGGUAUUUGGUAAUGAAGCUAUCAGCAGGGGAAGACUUCUAAAUAUGAUUCAAGCUAAAUCAUUUUUGUGGAUCAAGAAUAAGGUAAAUGGCUGUGUCUUUUCGUUUAAUGAGUGGAAGGAUAACCCUGUAGCGUGUGCUCUGUCAAUGAGAAGUUACAAACAAGCAAUGAAAUUGUUCCAUAAACAACAAAAAAAAGGUAACACUGCAGAUCGGAGUGCAAGCUGAAAUUUGUUUGAGACAUAAAGGCUCCAUUGAGUAGGUAUUUCUCUGUAGCGUGUUGGGUAAACUGUUGUAAAUACAUGCUCAACAAUUCUGCGUGUCAGUAGAUUUGAAAUGUGAAAGUUUUUGAUGUUCAGAACAGGGAGCAUUGUAAAAUCUGUAAAGGAGGUCAUAAGCUCGACACGGGUAUAGUGUCGACACUUUAUGUGGGUGUCGACACUAUUAGGCAGCUAGUCCUCUUUUGUACAUUUAUGUCUCCCAACUAUUGAUGUUUAAGGGUUUGGGGUACCCCUUGUACUCUAUAUAUCAAUAAAUAUCAUUAUUUG
Molecule: messenger RNA, 5855 nt
Organism: Rubroshorea leprosula
Lineage: Eukaryota; Viridiplantae; Streptophyta; Magnoliopsida; Malvales; Dipterocarpaceae
Source: the annotation of a GenBank genome assembly